Messenger RNA from Canariomyces notabilis, 2264 nucleotides. RefSeq names its product Ran-binding-domain-containing protein. Gene Ontology annotation, cellular component: cytoplasm; nucleus. Lineage: Eukaryota; Fungi; Ascomycota; Sordariomycetes; Sordariales; Chaetomiaceae. The coding region runs from base 130 to 2025 and encodes 631 amino acids. The transcript has 3 exons. Gene Ontology annotation, molecular function: GTPase regulator activity. The record is from RefSeq and is a predicted model, not a curated record.
AGUCGAUGAACGAACAAACAUUGGAUGGAACGGAGUCUGGCCAAAACAAACGUUUGAGACUCAGCAUCGAUGUGUUUCCACACCAUGCUCCCUUCUUCAGAGACACGAGAAUGGGCUCUCUGAGGGACCAUGGAAGCACUUCUCGCAACACUUGGGGUUCAAACUGUCAACUACGCCAUAAGAUCGGGCAUCGCUCUGACGUCCAAAUAUGCAGUCCAGCAGUGCUCACGACUUCUCAAGGCUGUCAAUGACAAGGAGGUGCGUGAAGAGCUCAAGGCGCUGCAGAAGCUGCUCGAUAGCAAAAUCAAGAUACUCUCUCCCGCACUCGACUCCAUCGAGUACAAGUCCGGCCGAGGAAACGUCUUCCUUGCGUCGGCGGUGCCACUUGCCAAGUCGCUCCAUCGAGACAUCGUCCGUCUCGGGAAGCGGCUGGAUAGUGCUGCCACCGCCGAGGAGGAUGCUCAAGAUGCGGGACGCAGGGCCUGGAAGGCGGAAGCCCGCCAUGCUGAGCUCUUGCUGAUCAUUAGCGACAUCAAGCGUCUUCUUGAGCGCAUUGACCGCGAUAUUCCUCUUAUCCAGCUGGCCAUCACUGCGUCUGGCGAGAAGAUGUCUGCAACUCUGACACCUGGCAUAUCGCCUUCAAGAAUGAUGCAGGCUAGUGCCCUGCUUUCUUUUGCGGAUGCCCAGUUUGUCCUUGAACCCUCCCGACCAGUCCAGGUGGGAGCUUCCUUUACAUUGUCUCUCUACAUGCUUUUUCUGGGUCACUCACGGGUUGGACGCUGCCCUGGCGCGCAUGACACGCCGCCGUCGCCUAUGGGAUCAGAGGAAGAUGGGCGCCCUGAGGCGCCCUAUGGUUUUGAAGAAGGAGACAGAAAGCCCAUUUGGCAGGAGGUAAUGCACAAAGCACGGGUGCGGCUCUGCCGGACCCCCUUAAAUUGGACUUUUGAUCCUAAACUGGGUUACAGACCCCAAGGACUUUCUGGUUCACAGCUUACUCGCCCUAUUUCCGGAAAUAGAGAGUCUGUGGUAGGACAACCAGAUGAAUACUCAUACCACUUGGAGAUCAUCGAGGACCUAGAUGAUGGGAGGUUGCACGACGGCGGCGACCGGAACCCCGAGCCCUUCGACGACAUUCGAUUGGCCGGCAUCCGAGAAUCGAUUCCAAUACACCAGAUCUCCAAAAUCUUUUACACGGAUACUGGGAGGAUUCUCAAUAUCGGCAAUGCAGAAGACAAUAAUCCUGUCCUGCUCUUGAAGCGGGAUGUCAACGCAAAAUCACCAGCCCAAAUGCGGAAAGAGUGGUUUGAUGAAUCAGAGGCGGAAGAUGAUUCACCCCACGAGGCCGCGAGCGGACAGUCCGAGUUCUCAGAAUCUGAUGACCAGGACGAAGUUGACCGGCAGCUGUGGGAGGAGACUGAGCAUUCUUCACCGCCCCCUGGCGGCCAAAACGGGUGGUACGUAUCCCGUUUGCCUCCACACCUUGACCCGGAAUGGCUGGCGUUGGAGGUAUACACGGAAGAUAACGACGCCGAAGACGAAUCCGAGGACGAGGACAUCGGAGAUGAGUCCGCCAGUGACCGUGACACACCAAAACGCGCGGCAACUGCUCCGCCGCGGGCCCAACGAGAUGGACUUUCGGUCGACUCCAAGCUGAUGGCCCAGAUCCGGCGGAUCUCGCUCCAGUCAGGAACCAUGUCCGUUCAUCCCUCUCGUCAGUCCUCCUCUACCGAGCUCGAGAAAGCCGACGAGCGGGCACCGGAAUCAUACGUUGCCAGAUCACCCUUCGGUUCCAUCGUAUCAUCCCUCUCGCUGCUGGAGAUGCUGAUACGCCUCACAAGUCUGCAGGAGUUCCAGCAGACGUCCCACUUGGCCAUCCCUGACCAUAUUCUGAUGUUCUUCUUGGAGGAGACCUCGACGACCGGUGCGCAGGGCGAGGCGCACUGGCGGAUGAGGAACGAGGCGAAACGGCGCAUGGGCUUUGAUCCUUACACAGAUACCCUUGAAGGAAGAGCUGGGACAAGCUAACGUAACAUAGCUGCCAUAGAUGGCAUAUAAUAAGUCAAUUAAUGCAUACAAGGCAUCUAAAUCAGGUGAUGGUGAGUCGUGGAGCCAGUGUCGAUUACCAGCUUUCACAAGCAUAAGCAGAAGUACAAUACAAGUGCUUAGGGCCCCAGAGGGAAUUGGUAUCACGGACCGCGGUAUGUAUCCCACUCUGCCUCAGGGGGCUAUCUGGCUAUCAAUGUGCAGAGGUUCCCUAGCGACGC